AUGGCCACAAAUAGUCUGUCUGCGUGGUAUUUCUUCCUUUCAGUUCUUUAUAUGCUUACUCUACCUUACAAUUGUCAUCCCCUUACAGUUGGUGGAGACAGCAUCGCUUUGGGAGCUUCUCUCACUGGAAAUCGGAGCAUAGUUUCAAAGAACGGCACCUUCGAAUUGGGAUUCUUUUGUCCAAACGGAACAAAUAACUGGUACAUCGGCAUCUGGUAUGCCCAAAUGUCUGACAAGACUAUUGUUUGGGUGGCUAAUAGAGAGACUCCCAUCAGAAACAAGCCAGGCGUUUUGAAUCUAACAACUGACGGCUAUCUCAAACUGUAUGAUUCAGAUGGGCGAUCAAUAUGGUCAACAAGAAAGAACCAGAAAGCUAUAGCCUCUAGAGCUAUGAUAUUGGAUUCUGGUAGUUUUGUUAUGUUGGGCGCAAACAACAUUUCUGAAAUUGUGUGGGAGAGUUUCUUGUAUCCAGCAGACACAUGGUUGUCGGGAAUGAAGAUGUGGAAAGGCAUGAAGCUAACAUCUUGGAAGAGUUCGUUGGAUCCAGCACCUGGGCCCUUCUCUUUAGAAAUGGAUCCAGCCCCAGGCAAGACGCAGUUUUUGCUGGUGUAUAAGGACAAUAUUACUUACUGGAGCACCGGAGAGUGGGUUGUUGACCAUUUCAGCGGUAUGCCAGAUAUGUUGAAUAAUUUCGCAUCCGAAACUUUUAGAUUACCCUUUGUAAAGAUUUCUCCCACAAAGAUGUACUUCACAUAUAUUCAAAUAUCAAAAUUUGAUAUUGUGCAGCGUCUAGUCCUGUACAAAACUGGAGAUGUACGAUCUUUCUAUCGUUAUAAUAGCAGCUGGAUUAACAUCUGGUCUGUGCCAAAAGACCUGUGCUUUGUUUAUGAUAUAUGUGGGGCUUAUGGAGCAUGCAACAGAAACAAUCUUCAAUUUUGCAGCUGUCUCGAGGGCUUCAAACCCAAAGAUAAGCGCGUCUGGUUUUUACAAGAUUGGUGGUCAAGCGGAUGCCUUCGUAUUAGCCCUCUCUACUGCUCUCCCAUUAACGGCACAACCGAUGGUUUCUUGCAAAAGAACGACAUAUCCUUAGCUGAGGAAAAAGCAGUUUCAUAUUCCCAAUACCCAACUCUACCAACAUGCAGAUCUGCAUGUCUGGAAAAUUGCUCCUGCAAAGCCUUCGAUCUCACUAACUCUACUCCUCCCAUCUGUAGAAUGUGGUUUGGGGAUCUGUUCAAUGUUCGCGUUGCAUCAAACAACCAACCCAUCUUCCUUCGCAUGGUUGCGUCUGAGUUGCAACAAUCCAUAUCCAGUGGAGGAAGUAACCAAGGUCGUGUCCUUUCAAUUUCACUUCCUGUCAGCACUGCUUUCAUCCUUGUUUUGGCUUUCCUUGUUAUAAUAUUUCUUCUGAGGAGGCGUGGAAUGCUGGGCAAGGGAGGAGAUAUGGAAGGUCAUGAGCUGCUGUCUACUUCGCUGAGAACAUUCACUUACAAGGAGCUGCGAAUUGCAACCAACAAUUUCAGAGAUAAGUUAGGGAAAGGAGCAUUUGGCUCUGUCUUCAAAGGAUCUCUCCCAGACGAUACGCUUGUAGCAGUUAAAAAAUUAGAGGGCUCUAAACAGGUAGAAAAACAGUUUCGUGCAGAAAUAAGCACGAUUGGAAACAUACAACAUGUCAAUUUGGUGCAGCUUUGCGGAUUUUGCAUAGAAGGAUCACAAAGGCUGCUAGUUUACGAGUACAUGCCCAACGGAUCUCUCAAUUCAUUUCUCUUCGCUGGACCACAAAAGUUGUUGGAGUGGAAGACAAGAUUCGAGAUCGCUCUAGGCACUGCACGAGCUUUAGUUUAUCUCCACGAGGAAUGCAGAGAUCAAAUCAUCCACUCCGAUAUAAAGCCCGAGAACAUUUUGCUGGAUAGCGAUUUCACCGCAAAGGUAGCUGAUUUUGGCCUGGCAAAGUUAGUGGGAAGAGAUUUCAGCAGGGUUUUGACAAGCAUGAGAGGAACUCGAGGUUACAUUGCUCUCGAGUGGCUCGUUGGCUUAGCAAUUACUGCCAAGGCAGACGUGUAUAGCUUCGGCAUGAUGGUGCUGGAGAUAAUAUCGGGUCAAAGAAAUGUGGACAUGAGCAUGAAGGAACAGACUAAGCAGUACUUUCCUUCGUGGGCUGCAACUCAAAUUCAAAAUGGAAACAUGAUGAGUAUUGUGGACGAAAGAAUUGCAGAGCAUGCGGAUGUUGAGGAGGUGAGAAGAGCUACACUUGCAAGCUUGGUAUGCAUUGCAAAGGAUGAGAAUGAGAGGCCAAGCAUGGCUCAAGUUCUACUGAUUCUCCAUGGCAAGAUGGAUGUUGAUACACAAGUAGUCAUGAGAUCUCUGCAGUAUCUAGUUAACCUCUAUUAG
Molecule: messenger RNA, 2388 nt
Organism: Cryptomeria japonica (Japanese cedar)
Lineage: Eukaryota; Viridiplantae; Streptophyta; Pinopsida; Cupressales; Cupressaceae
Product: G-type lectin S-receptor-like serine/threonine-protein kinase At2g19130
Exons: 1
Coding region: 1-2388 (795 amino acids)
Biological process (GO): protein phosphorylation; recognition of pollen
Molecular function (GO): ATP binding; protein serine/threonine kinase activity
Source: RefSeq, a predicted model, not a curated record